UAACUUGUGAAGUCAACACCAAUAGACAAGCUUGUUUACUCAACAAUUUGUUAAUUAACAUGCUUUUGAUUUUCGUUGAUUCUCACACAAAACAAGUUGACCGACAAAAUCUAUGCUUGUUAUAGUCUAAUGAGAUUUGUAACAGUUCAAAGAGACUCUAAAAGCUUCUGACUUUUUUCACACUGUACUUACAAUUGGCGACACAUCUUUUGCUUCUCACUUGUUCAACAGUAAUCAUUAUCCAGUGUCCUCAACUUCAUUUAUUAGAUGAAAUCAAAUGACCUGGAAUCAAAAUUUAACCAUGAUGAUUAAUCUUUUGUAUCUUUCCUUAUCGCUUCAUGGUUGACAUAUCCACUCAUUAACAAGUUUCUCAGGUCAAAUAAUGGGCUGUGAGAUCUCCGUUGAAAAGACCAAUUGGAUGAUGUCUGUAUGCCAAAGAUUAAAGUAGGACUUGCUCUUUACACGGAAUCCUAUCAACAUUAUUGGACACCAUUGGACAUGAAUUUAUAGCCAUAUUUGUUAACUUUCAAUUUCAUUAUUACAAGCAUACAUAUUUGGUUAACCGUGUUGUGUUUAUGUAAUGAUGUUCACGAAAUGGAUGGUUCCGUGCUCAAUACGUGUUUAAUUAACCUACUUGUAGUGAAGAUGAAUCUUUCUCCACUUGAAGCUAAUUUCUUUUACAAUCAAAACUCCUUCAAUGGUCAUCAUGAAAGAUCAAUCAAGACGAUCACUGUAAAGUACAAACUAAUCAUCAGAUAACACUUCAAAGGACGUUUCAAUUGUUAAUUAUGCUAUUGUAUUGUAAUCAUUAUCACUCUGGUUACACUUUGUCAUCUCUUGACCACCUUGACUAUGAUUAAGAAGCUGUAAAAGCUGAUUUUAAUCAGGAUUCAUCAAAUCUGCUUCAAUACAUUUUUCAAUUUACAAGUUCUCAUGUCAAAGACAUUCAUUUUCAAGCCUUGAUCUAAAUUGAGAAAUUUCUCAUCAUUUAUGAUCAAGUCUAAUCAAAUCAAAGCAUCUGGUUGCUCAGUGUCAACUUUCAUUGACUCUAACAAAAUGUCAAUGUCGUUUUUUCAAUUGUUUCAAAUAUCUAUUGUACGGUUACGAAUCAACUCAUGGAGCAGAUAAUCAUCAAUAGCCAUCGUUUUCACAAAUAUUGCUUUAUAUCCAUUUUGCAUCAGUUUCAUGAAAUAAUAUCAAAUGGAUUGACAAUUUGGUUGCAAUAUACUUGGAUUACAUGGAAUAGCUCAUCAAGGCUGGUGUCAUUAAAUUAUCUUGUUAAUUGUAACCACAACAUGAAACUACUCGAUCAUCUUUACAAUACACUUUGCAAUCAAUUUUCUGAGACAGACAUUGGCUCAAUGUAGACUAAAAAUUUUGACCAACCGAUUUAGCAAAUUCAAUGAUCAAUUGCAAUUAUACUUGACUGUUGAUGGCUGAUUUUCCGAUGGACAUCAUUUUAACAAUCAGUUGAUCAAACAUAGUGUUAUGCUAAAGAAGUAUCACAAGGAACUCUGUCUCUGCCUGUAAAUUGAAUUGAUGAUACACGUAACUGUAGUCAACUGCUUGGACUGUAAUUUUUGAGGUUAUAACAUGAUUUGAAUAGAUGGCAAAACAAUCUGCAAGGAGAUAAAUCAAGGUGUUAAAGUUGACCAUUUUCAUCUAAUAACAAUGGCCAACUAUUGAGAUUGUUUGAUCAUUAUGUUAAAAUUAAUGAGUCCACAAGCCAAACUUUAGACUAAUUCAAUAAUCAAGAUUAAUACAUUCGGGUGAGUGGCCAUUAGAUUAAGUAGAAGAAACAAAUUGAAUAAUUGAGAUUGAAAACAUUAAGGAUUUUAUUCUCAUUAAAGCAAAAGGAAAAAAUUAGAUGAAAAAAAGUUACAAAGAUAUCCAGCAAUCAUUACAUGGAUGAAGGUUACAUGAAAAAGAGCAAAGAGUUGACCAAAAUUUCAUUCAACUUCAUCCAUGAAAACCUUUAUUUCAUUGACAUUUCAAUUGAGUGGAACAAUUAUUUCACUAAUGACAAUUAAUAACAAAUAAUGGUUGACUUAAUGUAAAACAAUAUUUUUUUUCUGGUAAAAUGUGUUGGUUUUUUUGGUGGUAAAGUCACCCAUAUUAACAUUAAUUAAAUUGUUGAUAAACACAACAUUUUCCCCCAUUUUGGAUUGAUAAAAAAGACAUGACCAGAUUAACCAAUGGAUAUAACGAGUGUUAUACAAUCAAGUUGAUUGAUAGUCAGGUUAUAAGCUUGCUUUUAUUUCUAGAAACUCAAAUCGACUGUAAGAGCAAUGGCGGAAAAUAGAAACUCGGAGCAAUCUCUUUUCAGAUUUAUUUACCUCUCAGUCUUUUUACUCACUCUUUUUCCAGUUAUCUUCUCGAUUCUUCGAUAUUUUUGAACAUUUUUCUAGCCACUAGUCUUGAGUAAAGUCUAGUGUUCAUCUCGAAAAGCCAGAUGAAAGCCUAACAUUCACAAUUGAUCAACAAGUUGAAAAAUUUACAAAUAUCGCCAGUUGAGAUAAAGUCAACUUUGUAAUGUGAUCUUAACAGAUACUCAUCGAUAUCCAAGCUUAACCGAUAUUUUUAAAACAGUCACAAGACAAUGUCUCUCUAUUAAGUUUUUAAUUUAAACCCAAUUUUAACCGGUUAACCAAAAUAUCAUCUAUAUCAUCUUCGAGGUUAACCCAGGGACCAGUUGCCGAUUGAAACCAUCUCUCACCUGUCGAUAUUACAUUUGUAAGAGCAAAACUUACCAUUUAUUGCCUGUUUUAGUUAUUUUGGUAUUUUAUAAGAUUUGGUUUCUCCAGUUGAAAUUAUUUUUUUAGUCUUUUAUCCUGUUUCGAUACCUUCUUGGACCAAAAUCAACGAUAUUUAGGAUUCUAUUUUUGUUGUCAACUCAGAUAUUUUAUUUAAACUGACAAAAAUUGAAUUAACAAUGAAUGCUGAUCAACCAGAAGACGAUCAGGAAAACCAAUGUGAUAACUUUGGAGGUAAACUCAAAGGAGGUGAUGAUUUGAAUACAGACCAACUGAUCAAAUUUGUUCAUGGUGAAGAUAAAGUAAAGGUUAACAAGUUACUCUUGUUACCUUGGGAUGAUGUCUUGUUUCCAUAUAUUUUGGACCAUUUGACUUGGAAAGACUUGUAUCUUUUGCGAUCAGUUUCGCGGUCAAUGAUGGAUCUGGUUCAUUGUUAUUUGUCCUCAUUAUUGGUUGUUGAUUUAGCUAAGAUUGGUAAACGUUUUACUCUUCAAGCAUUUGGUGUUCUGUCUGCGAACUGUUACAACUUGAGGAUUCUCAAUUUAUAUAAAUGUAAAUGGAUUUCAAAUGAUUUACUACAAAAUAUCAUUGAACAAAAUCCACACUUGACUCAUUUGAAUAUUUCUUGCUGUUUAUCUGUAAACAAUAAUUGCCUUCAAAGACUUGCAAUCAACUGCAAAGGCCUUAAAUCUAUUCAAUUAAAGGAGUGUUGUUGGACGAAUGCCAUAGCUGUUGCCCAUCUAGCGUUGAAUUGCCCAUUAUUGGAAGAGGUUGACCUAACGAGUUGUUGGGAGAUUACAGACGAUUCAGCAAUUGCUUUGGUAAUCAGAUGUCCAAAUCUAAGAAGAUUAUCUCUAUCAAACAUCUACGGAAUCACCGACAGUGUUCUGAUGAAUGUUGCUGCUCAAUCUAAAAAUCUUGAAUAUCUCAACAUUUCUGGUUGCUGGCAUAUAACAGAUUAUGGUGUUAGAUUGAUCGGUGAAAAUUGUAAAAAGCUAGAGCGAUUGGAAGUUUUUGGUUGCAGCGAGGUUACGGAAAGAAGCUUGGCAUUUUUGAGGCUCAGAGGAGUUAAAAUCGAUAUACAACCGCCUCAAAGGCCUCGAUUGACUUUGUUCUUGAGACACGCGAUGGGCCAUUAGGAUUCCGGCGAUGAGCGAGAUUGUACUUCAAAAAAGCUUUCAAAUGACUGAUGAUAACAAUUAUUAUAAACUUGACUUAGAAAGAUUUAUUUAUAAGUUUCAUCUCUUUAAUGAUCAUUGUGGACCAAACAUCGCUUUUAACAUUUUCUAUGUGAUAUUUAUAUUAAAAAUGAUUAUUAAUUCCA
Tetranychus urticae (two-spotted spider mite) is the source of this 4077-nucleotide messenger RNA. The record is from RefSeq and is a predicted model, not a curated record. NCBI's taxonomy places the organism in Eukaryota, Metazoa, Arthropoda, Arachnida, Trombidiformes, Tetranychidae.